Messenger RNA from Diaporthe citri, 2043 nucleotides. RefSeq lists its product as uncharacterized. NCBI's taxonomy places the organism in Eukaryota, Fungi, Ascomycota, Sordariomycetes, Diaporthales, Diaporthaceae. Bases 1 to 2043 code for a protein of 680 amino acids. The record is from RefSeq and is a predicted model, not a curated record. Gene Ontology annotation, biological process: transmembrane transport; allantoate transport; tripeptide transport. Gene Ontology annotation, molecular function: dipeptide transmembrane transporter activity; allantoate transmembrane transporter activity. Gene Ontology annotation, cellular component: plasma membrane. The transcript has 5 exons.
AUGGAUAGCGACGUGGACGCGGCACUUUUGAGAUUAGCAACCGAGCUUGCGGAUGGGACUCCCAAGGAAUACUUCCUCAAGACCUGCUCUGAAGACUUUGCCGAGGUCAUGAUGAAGGGCGAGUUCCUGGCAUUGGAGGAGAUGCACUCCCAUUUGGCCGAGUCCUGUGCCAAACCACAUAUCUGGGGAGAAUACGAGUCCAGCCCCGGAACCUACUUCCUGGUGAUGGACUUUCUAGACCUUAUCGUGGAGCUUCCGGACCCGGUCAAGAUCGCUUCGCUUACGGCACGCCUCCACGAGAAGACGGAAGGCCAAUCCCCAAAUAACAUGUUUGGCUUCCACGUCCCCAACUGUCAUGGAAAGAUCAUCCAGCCAAACGAAUGGGACCCGAACUGGACUAGCUACUUCACUAAGCUUUUGACCAUGUUCUUCCAGGCCGACAUCGACUUCAACGGGCCGGAUGAGGAGUACCAACAGGCCUUCGCCAUCACCAAGCAGCAUGUAAUUCCCCGGCUGCUCGAUGCAUUGACCGCAAACGGCCGCGAGUUAAUCCCCUGCCUGGUGCACGGCGACCUGUGGGAGGGUAACAUAGCCACCAACGAGGAGACGGGCGAGCCGAUGGUGUUUGACCCCUCGCCAUUUUAUGCCCACCACGAGUACGAGCUUGGGAUGUGGCGAAGGAACUGCAUCCCGAUCGACAUUGUGUACAGGAAGCAGUAUCUGUUACGCCACCCACCGAGCGAGCCAUACGACGAGGUCGACGAUCGUAACAGGCUGUACAGCCUCUUGUUUAACAUCUCGCACUGCGCUCACUGGGAGGGUGGCGCGGAUCUGACAAGGCCGGAGGUCCUAGGGGACAUGCAGUACCUGAAUAUCAACGAAUAUUUAGCUGGACUUGAUCUCGAAUUCACACCCUCAGAGGAGCGCCGAACACGAUGGAAGAUUGACCUGAUCAUCAUCCCCAUCUUUCUCAUCACCAACGCGAUGCAACAGAUGGACAGGACUGCCCUUAACUACGUCAACCUGUUCGGAUACCAAAAGGCUCUCGGGCUGCACGGCAACCAGUUCAACUUCCUCUCAUCGAUGGUCUACGCGGGAUAUUUCUUCGGGCAGUACCCCUCCGGCUGGCUGAUCGGGCGAUUCCCGGCGCAGAGGGUGCUCAGCAUCAGCAUCCUGGCUCUCGGGGUGCUGAUGAUUAUCAUGACGCAGUGCACGAGUUAUAGCAGCGCGUUGGUGGUGCGGUUCUUUACUGGCAUCUUUGUGGGUGCGGUCAUCCCUUGCCUCAUUCUCAUGACAGGUUUCUGGUUUACACGCCGUGAGAUCCCGCUGAGACAGUGUAUCUGGUUCUCUGGCCUUGGCUGGGGCGGGAUCGUCGAGUCUUAUAUCUCGAUGGGCAUUUCCAAAUUGCCAGAGGGCAUGUCUCCUCCGAAAUGGCAACUGGUAUUCUACAUUCUUGGCGGGAUCAGUUGUUUCUGGGGAGUAGUCAUCUUUUUGUUCCUCCCGGAUAACCCGUCUACUGCGUCCUUCCUCACGCCGAGGGAACGAAUUGUCGCAGUCGCGAGAGUUGCUGGAAACGGAACGGGUAUCAAGAACAAGCACUUCGACAAGAAACAAGCUUGGCUUGCCUUCUACGACCCCAAAACUAUCCUGUUAUUCUUAUCCGUCGCUGGUGCAGCAAUUCCGAACGCCGUCAUCACAUCCUUUUCGACAGUCAUCAUCAGGGAUAUGGGCUUUACCACAACCAAGACGACAGCACUGAAAUCAGUUGGGGAUGCCGUUCAAAUUGCCGGCCUUUUCAUAGGAGGCACGAUCACUCUGAACAUUCCAAACUCCCGGCUGGUAACAGCUGCUGUAGCGGGCGUUAUCUGCACCGUCUGUGCUGCGACGAUGGCAUACCUUCCGCGUUCCAACACAUGGGGCCGAUUGGUUUCUUUCUGGCUGGUCAACUUCCAGUCCGUAAGCUACACCAUCAGUCUGACAACUCUAUCCUCCAAUAUGGCGGGCUACACACACAGGGCCUCUGCCAGUGCUCUUGUCUUGUAA